Phaeoacremonium minimum UCRPA7 is the source of this 1257-nucleotide messenger RNA. RefSeq names its product putative chaperone dnaj 2 protein. Gene Ontology annotation, molecular function: Hsp70 protein binding; ATP binding. Gene Ontology annotation, cellular component: cytoplasm. The record is from RefSeq and is a predicted model, not a curated record. NCBI's taxonomy places the organism in Eukaryota, Fungi, Ascomycota, Sordariomycetes, Togniniales, Togniniaceae. The transcript is spliced from 3 exons. Gene Ontology annotation, biological process: response to heat; protein refolding. Bases 1 to 1257 code for a protein of 418 amino acids.
AUGUUCGCUCGAGGGGCAGCACUGCUGCUCCUAUUGUGCCUGCUGCAGCUCGUGCUCUGUGCCGAAGACUUUUACAAGGUCUUGGGCAUAAAAAAGGACGCGACGGAUAAGCAAAUCAAGUCUGCAUACAGACAGCUCAGCAAGAAGUACCAUCCUGACAAGAACCCGGGUGACGAAACGGCCAAAGACAAGUUCGUCGAAGUGUCUGAAGCUUACGAAGCACUGAUCGACCCCGAGUCGCGCCGCAUCUACGACCAAUAUGGGUACGAGGGCCUGAAGCAGCGACAGCAGGGCGGCGGUGGCGGCGGCCAUCACGACCCCUUCGAUCUCUUCAGCCGCUUCUUCGGCGGUGGCGGGCACUUCGGCGGGCACGGGGUGCGCAAGGGCCACAAUGCAGAGGUCAAGAUCGGCAUCUCGCUUCGCGACUUCUACAGCGGGCGCGAUACCGAGUUCCAGUGGGAGAAGCAGCAGAUCUGCGAGGAGUGCGAGGGCACGGGCUCGCAGGACGGCGUUGUCGAGACGUGCGGCGUGUGCGGCGGCCACGGCAUACGUAUCGUGAAGCACCAGCUCGCGCCCGGCAUGUUCCAGCAGAUCCAGACGCAGUGCGACGCUUGCGGCGGACGUGGCAAGACGAUCAAGCACAAGUGUCCUGUCUGCGGCGGGCAGAGGGUCGUGAGAAAGCCUACAACCGUCCAAGUUACCAUCCCCAAGGGCGCACCAAAUGGUGCCCGCCUGGUGUAUGAGAACGAGGCCGACGCCAGUCCGGACUAUGAAGCUGGCGAUCUUGUCGUGAUGCUAGUGGAGAAGGACCCCGAUAUGGAGAAUGACAAUCCCGACCAUGUGGACGGCGCAUUCUUCCGCAGGAGAGACAACGACCUGUUCUGGAAGGAAGUUAUAUCACUGCGGGAGGCUUGGAUGGGUGACUGGUCCCGAAAUUUGACGCACCUCGACGGACAUCUCGUUCGCCUGGGUCGCGAGCGCGGUGAAGUGGUGCAGCCUGGUCAUGUCGAAAGAGUUCAGGGCCAAGGCAUGCCCAAGUACCACGAGGAUGGCGACAGCGUGUACCAUACGACUGAAUACGGAGAUUUAUAUGUGGAAUACGUGGUGAUCAUACCGGAUCAGAUGGAGAAGGGCAUGGAGAAGGAGUUCUGGUCUGUUUUCCAGAAGUGGCGGGGCAAGGUAGGCGUUGAUUUACAUAAGGACAGCGGGCGGCCAGAUACAGCAGCUGACCAUGGGCAUACUCAUGAGGAGUUAUAA